Molecule: messenger RNA, 345 nt
Organism: Peronospora belbahrii
Lineage: Eukaryota; Oomycota; Peronosporomycetes; Peronosporales; Peronosporaceae
Source: the annotation of a GenBank genome assembly
AUGCUAUUGCUGUGGGACAAGGAGAAUAAGGCCCACGCGAUGGCUGUUGUGGAUGCCUCGACCGUAAUUGUGUAUCAUGAAGCUCAUGGAGCGAUCUUUCUGCUGGAUAUUACCAAGUGGGAUACGCUAGAGUACGUAAAGCAACAGCUUGAUAACGUGCCAGUAGACGUUUCGACGUUGGUGCUGGGAAACGUUCGAGACCAAGGGACACAGAGAAAGGUAUUUAAAGAAGAUAUCGAGGAAAUGCUAUACGGGUCGAGUAUUCGGCCGCAACAACAACAGUGGAGGCGACGUACCGAGUUGCUAUAUUUUGAAUGCUCGUUAUUGAAUUGUUCUGGACUGUAA